AUGAACUUUGCACAACACAUCAAACAAACAGUAGCUGGCCUCAGAAGCUUCAUCAAGAACAAUAGCGAUGAGAUCCCAGUCCAGAUCUUCUUCCCCUCUUCUCAUUUCAUCAACAGCACAGUACGCGACAAACUCCUCAAGAUUCUCAGUCACAUUGGACCAUUCUUAGUGAAUGAGAAAGGCACCUACGCCCGAUGCAGCAUCAGAGCAAACAAGCUGAACGAGUUACACYGCUACGAGUUGGAGGCUGUGAGUGACAACAAGCCCCAGCGCUUCCUAGUCUACUUCACUGAUCACCACCUAUGUAAAUGGUCGUUCUACACAUCAGUCAAAGGCAGAAGAGACCCGACCCAAGGAGACAUUGAAGAGAAGGAGAACAUUAAAGUUGCCCACUACAGUGUUGCGUCCAGCGAUAGGAAGACGUCGAUCCUCGCCCUCAUCGAUCGACACACCGAUAUUAGACAUCUGAAGUCAUUCAAUGACAACACAAUCAGAUUCGUCUGUGUCCCUUUCAGCAACGCCGAACUCAGACGCAAACUCAGAAAGCAAUCUUCAACUGUAUCUCCUCCCUCUCCAACUGCCGCUCCGCCUGCCCCUGUCCCUGUUGCCCUGAAGACWAUGGCGCCAAGACCCAAAGGAACUAGUCAGUCUGCAAGCUCUCGAUCGGAACUAAGAAGAGAURCAGAAUCAAUCAUCCAUAGAGACGAUGAAAUCGAGGCAUCCGUCCUCGAGGCCCUUGAUAUAGAGUCACUUAGAGGYCCCUCCCAGCCCCAUCCCACCGUCCUGGCCAAACGACCAAGACCUAAGUGGAUUGAAGACCUCGACCCCUCUACCCUGGGCAACUCAGAACUCCCUUUGGAGGACCUUGUGGAUGAAAUCACUAUCUUCCUUGAAGACGAUGAGUCCUACCUCACUGAUGAUGAUGAUGUUUGGCCAAGUUCU
Acytostelium subglobosum LB1 is the source of this 942-nucleotide messenger RNA. RefSeq lists its product as hypothetical. The transcript has a single exon. NCBI's taxonomy places the organism in Eukaryota, Evosea, Eumycetozoa, Acytosteliales, Acytosteliaceae. The record is from RefSeq and is a predicted model, not a curated record. The annotation marks the transcript as partial.